CUUGCAUGAUUUUUGUAAUAUGUUUCAAACAUGCUUGUGGAAUGUUGCAAAUCGCCAGGUAUAAAAAAAAAUAAAAAAUCAGUACACACGUUUGGAUUUUUUAGACAACAUCUUACUUAAUAUCUCUGAAGAAUUGAUCUACGAAAGGGAGUGAUAGACAAAUAGGAAGAAAGAGAGAAGAGAGUGGGAGGAAGAGAAAAAGGGAGAGAAAUAUAAUUAAAAUAAUGGAAUUUUUACAGUUACCGUAUCAGGCGAUCAAUGGAGAUUGAAACUCGACAAGAGAUUAAGCAGAGCUGUCGAUUUAUAAAGCAGGAAAUCACGAUUUAUAAAGGCAUUCUUUCCGCCAUUGAUAUGCAUCGAAAAACUUUAAAUUUUUGCGAGUGUAUACUAUCCCCGUUUAAAUUUACACUGUGUUUCUCCGAAAUUCUCGCUGUGAUAUGUUUGAGCUUGAACAUGUUUCAAGUUUUUCAGAUUGUUGCGUUUGGUGGUAAAAUCGAGGAGUUUUGCUUAUAUUUCGCAUACAUAAUUCCCAUUCUUGUAUAUAUGUUUAUUAUAAAUUACUUAGGCCAAGAAAUUACAGAUCACAAUGACAAUGUAUUUCUCAGCAUAUACAAUGUUUGUUGGUACAUAGCACCACUAAGUAUACAAAAAUUGAUAUUAUUGCUGUUGCAAAGAGGCAAUAAACCGUACACCUUGUCUGUUGCUGGAUUGUUUGUUGCAUCUUUAGAAUUUUUUGCCAAAUUGAUAAAUAUGUCGUUAUCUUACUUUACUGUUAUGUACAGCGUCCAGAAAUGA
Molecule: messenger RNA, 795 nt
Organism: Odontomachus brunneus
Lineage: Eukaryota; Metazoa; Arthropoda; Insecta; Hymenoptera; Formicidae
Product: odorant receptor Or2-like
Exons: 5
Coding region: 259-795 (178 amino acids)
Biological process (GO): sensory perception of smell; detection of chemical stimulus involved in sensory perception of smell
Cellular component (GO): plasma membrane
Molecular function (GO): olfactory receptor activity; odorant binding
Source: RefSeq, a predicted model, not a curated record